This is a messenger RNA of Blumeria graminis f. sp. triticale, 2829 nucleotides long. The record is from the annotation of a GenBank genome assembly. Lineage: Eukaryota; Fungi; Ascomycota; Leotiomycetes; Helotiales; Erysiphaceae.
AUGGCCUCAAAGAUGAAGCGAAAGAAGGGCCCCAUAGAUGCUAUGGGUCCAGCGAAGCGAACAAAAUCUGAAAGAGGGAAAAAUUGUGAAGAGGCCCCGAAAAACGAUACUCGUCCAUCUACCAAUUCACAUUUGGAAAUAGAACAAGCAAACGGAAGCAAUGCGCAACCCGCCACUCAAGAUCAGUGCACAGUCUCAAAUGUACAACAAGUCCCUCAGAAAUCUACAAAUUUUGAAGGAACGCACUCGAAUUUUGCGAAGUCAAAGCUAGCCCAACCAUGGAAACUAUCAACAUCCAUUGGGGGCCGUAUGAUUACAUCUGAUCCUGUAUUUACCCCAGACGAAAGGCACCUUAUUGUUGCAACUCGGACUACUAUACAGGUAUAUACCACAGCAGAUUCUCUCCUCGCCCGUUCAAUACGGCUGAAACUGGAUUCUUCGCUCUUGAGUUCUACUCAAAUUGUAACCACAAGUCUAUCACCAAGCAAUACAGACAUGAUCUGGGUGGCAUGCUCAAAUGGCUCUGUCUUUCGUGUUAACUGGACAAAUGGUUCUGGAGCUGACUCAUUUUGGACUGUAUCGUCAACUGGAUGCAUACACAUGACAGUUGCGUCAAUGGAAUCUCAUGGUCGAAAAAGAGAUGUAGUCUUCACCACAGAAGCUCGAAAAGAAGGUGGCUUUCGCACCACAGCAAAUGAGUUAGCGGAGCCAGAUGGAACCAUCGCUAUUGCUGCGAGAACAAUUUACACUUCUCAAGAGCCAAUACAGUUUCUGAAAGCGACGAGAGAUGGAUCUAUUAUUGUAGGAGCUUCAAGAAAACGAAUAUUGGUCGGCCGACUGAGAUCGACAGAAUUUGACACAGUUGAUAGGAUAAAGUUUGAGUUUCGCACAUUCGAAUCUAAUGAGUUUAUCACUUCGCUCGACCUCAAGGUCUCUUUUCAAAACGAAGUAGAAGUUACGAGAAAAGAUAGAUUGCAGAAAACACCAGUUGUGGAUCUUGUAGUGGGGAACAUUAAAGGUGUCAUUUUUGUCCAUUACGACAUAGCAGGAGAACUAUUCGGUCAGCCUAAGAAUGGUCUACUGCUCUCAACAACAAAUCUGGUACCGCCCAAACUUCAUUGGCAUCGUCAAGCUGUUAAUUCGAUAAAAUGGUCACUUGACGGUGGGAAAGAAACUGUAUUAGUUUUAUGGCAAUUAGAGUCUGGAAAAAAAGACUUUCUUCCCCAUAUGUCAGCUACUAUCGAAAAUAUAGCUAUUUCACCGAACGGGUCAUCCUAUGCCAUUCAACUUUCUGAUAAUUCGACCAUUGUUCUAUCCACUGCAGAUCUGCUACCAAAAAUGAUGAUUGCUGGCAUUCAGGCAUCCGUAAUUCAACCCCCGAAAUUUCCUGGAUCCAAUGUUCUGAGGGCCGAAGCAACUCCUUCACAUCUCCUGCUUGCUGUUGGAGCUCAGCAAGAAGUCAGGGAUUUUAAUCCACUUAUCAUGAGCAACUCAUACCUUCAAACAUUUGAUCUUGGCACCGGUCAAAGCGUUUCAAAUCAAGCGUUGACACGAACUAACGUAACUAAUGUUAAUGCUGCACCGAAUUCCCACAAUAUUUCUGAGCCACGUGUCACUCACUUAAAGAUAUCAUCUGAUGGCGAAUGGCUAGCAACCGUCGAUGAAUGGACUCCGUCUGCAAAUGAUCUUGAAUUCCUUGGAACUGGUGUCAAGAGCCUCUCUACAGAAAUUAACCACCGGCGUGAAGUUUUUUUGAAGUUCUGGAAACGGAAUAGCAGCAAAAAUACGUGGGAGCUUGUAUCACGGAUUGAGAGUCCGCACCUAACGGACGAAGUAUCCAGCGAUUCCGGAAGAAUUCUAGAUCUAGCUUCAGAUCCAUCCUCAUCACGGUUUGCCACCAUAGGAGUUGAUGGCUCAGUCAAGAUCUGGAGUACGAGACUUAGAAAGCGGGAUGGUGUUCUAGUUCGAGGAAAAGAUAGUAAGGUGCUAAAGAAUUGGGGCUGUUCACAAGCUUUCAAACUUGGUAAAACCAAUCUUUUAGAAAACAAAGACCAGGAACCUCGACUUCCAAUUACGGGAUGCGUGUCAUUUUGCGAGGAUGGGUCAGUUCUUGCAGCAGCUUUAGGCAGCAAAAACAGUCUCAUAAAUCUGAUCGACUCCUAUUCUGGAUCAAUUAAAAAAACGUUUGCUGAGCUCUACGCACCUGAAAUUUUUGGAAUAGAGUUCCUCGGCCAAGACUUAAUCAUCCUUUCUGAUAAAUUGGUUUCUUUUGAUAUUGUUUCUGAAGAAAUUAGACACACAUACAAGCUGAGGUCUUCAAUUUUAAAUCUAUCAGUAGACCAGAAGCGCGAGAUGAUGCACCUAGCCGUGGAUCAAAAGAGCAAAACUUUCGCAAUUUCACUUCCGAAACUACCUACCGGGAUAGCUGACCAACUAAUUGGGGCCAGAUCUGAACUUUUGGUAUUCCAUCAAGAUACUCGUGAACCCCAACUUUCCGAAUUUUUCCCCACUCUAAUCACCGCAUUAUCGCCAGCGUCAGUGGUGCAUCUCCAGUCUGAUAGAUGUGGUGAAGAUCCUAUCUCUCAACCUAUAGGCUCUUUAGAUGAUGAAGAAGUUGAAGAAAUAGAGCUGGUUGAUGAUUCUGCUACGACAACAACAGUAUUAGAUAGCUCUGCCGAUGAGCCAAGGAAAUACCCUGUCGUCACAAAGCACCAAUUAUCUGAAGUAUUUGAUAUUGGCCCUGCAUUCGCAUUACCUCCCAUGGAGGAAAUGUUCUACCGCGUCACAAAUUUGUUUGCAGCUCCUCGAAUGGUACAGACUGUACGAUGA